This is a messenger RNA of Ascoidea rubescens DSM 1968, 2493 nucleotides long. It is a transcript of the gene APC2, whose product is annotated as anaphase promoting complex subunit 2. Lineage: Eukaryota; Fungi; Ascomycota; Saccharomycetes; Ascoideales; Ascoideaceae. Gene Ontology annotation, cellular component: anaphase-promoting complex. Gene Ontology annotation, molecular function: ubiquitin protein ligase binding. The transcript is spliced from 2 exons. Gene Ontology annotation, biological process: ubiquitin-dependent protein catabolic process. The record is from RefSeq and is a predicted model, not a curated record. Bases 1 to 2493 code for a protein of 830 amino acids.
AUGUUGCAAUCAAUCUGCUUUUCGAAAGACGACUUCUUCAAGGUUUUUCCUGCUCCUUCUUCGCUAGUCAGCAGUGUAGGUUUUGCCUAUAGCGCCAAUUCGGAUCUUGAUGUCGAAACUGAUUUCAAUCUUGUUGUUGAAUGGUUGUCCAGUUUUCAAGUCAAUGUUAGCCCUCCCAUUGUGAUUGAGCGAGCAAUCAAAAACAUAUUUGGGUUAGAAGAUCAAUUGGUUGAAGUCUAUGUGGAAUUAAUCAGAAACAGUUUUGCUCAAAAGGCUGUGGGUGAUUUAUCAGAGUGUUUACACGAUAAUCAGAUUGAAUCAGAUGGAAAAGAUCACACUCAACAUGGGGAGACCAGACAUCAAGAUGAAUAUCAGAGCAAAAUAGAGGAUUUUAAUCAAGAGACGACGGUGAAAAUUAUUGAAACCAUUAAACUUAUCAAAGACCAUUAUUUUUUUCCCUUGAGAUUUUUGAAUUUGAAUUCAGAUCAAAUCUUGGUUAUCGAUAAAUCACUAAAUGCUUUAUUUCAAGCUGUUUUGUUAUCAUCGAAUUUAAAUGAGCAAAAUAAUAGUCAGUUCAAUAUUAUUUCUAAUUUCAAUUUCAUUGAAAACUUGGAUAAACUAUAUCAAAAUUACUUAUUUAAUAAUAACUCGUCAGAUUUUGUCAAUUUACUUAAUUUGAGCAAUAUUUUAAUAAAUAUUGACUUGACUAAAAAUCUCAAUUUCACAAUCGCUAAAGUGACUCAGUUAUAUCUUAAAAAUUACAUUUUUAUCAAUUGCUCCAAAAUCUGGGACGAAUUUCUACUUGAAAAGAUAUAUUUAUUUAUCAAAUUGGAAAUUAUUCCCAAAUUAAUAAAUUUUCCAUUUUUAUUAAUAAAUGAUUUUGAUGAAUAUUAUUACUACAAUAAUACCAAUACUGUUAAUAGCAAAACAUCUAAUUUUUUAUUCAAAAAUUUGAAAAAUAUUGCUGAUUCAGAACUAGUGAAUCUAAGAAUAAUUGAGAGUUUUGAUAUACUAGUUGAUUUUCCCAAUUCAAUCAUUGCGUUGAAGGAGUUACGGCAAUCGCUCAAAACUUCAAGUCAAAGAAGUAAUUUAGUUAAUACUUUUAUUAUGUUGUGUACAAAGAGAUUGCUACUAGCCGGUGCAAAUACAAUUGAUAUUAUAACGUGUUACAUAUCAACGAUUAAGAUCUUUUUAAUUAUUGAUCCAAGAGGUGUAUUGUUGGAUAAAGUUUGCAGGCCGAUUCGAAGGUAUCUUCAAGAGAGAGAAGAUACUAUUGAAUAUAUUGUGCAUGGUCUAUUGAAUGAUCAAAAUAAUGAAUUAGGUGAAUUAGGUGAAGAGUUGAAGAAAACUGAAAAAAUUAAAAAAAUUAAUAAUUAUAAUGUGACGACUUUAGCCACUGUUAAUGGCGGUAGUAACAAUAAAGUGGUGGUUGAUAUUGAAGAAGAGUUGAGUUGGAUACCUGAUCCUAUUGAUGCUUUGCCUGAUUUUAAAAAAUCAAAAGUCAACGAUGUUAUCGAAUCAUUAAUAACUUUGUUUCAUCCAAAGGAUAUUUUUCUUAAUGAAAUUACAGCAGUUCUAUCCUCUCAAUUACUAAAGCUCACAAAUUACAAUAUUAACGAAAUCAUUAACAAGAUCGAACUAUUGAAAUUGAGAUUCGGAGAAUCCGAGUUUGAUUCAUUAGAAGUGAUGGUAAAGGAUAUAUCAGACUCUAAAACAAUGGAUAGUAUAUUGCAUAAGAACAAUGGAGAAAAUAGCAAAUUCCAUUCAACGGUAUUAUCUCGUUUGUUUUGGCCUAAUAUUAUAUCAAGAUUGAAAAAAGAAAAAUUCACAUUUCCUGCAGAAAUCCAGAAACAGUGUGAUCUCUAUUCAUCAAACUUCAAAAAAUUGAAAAGAGAUCGCGAGCUUGUUUGGUUGCCAACGUUAGGAACAGUUGAAAUCGAGCUCGAAUUGGAAGACCGGGUGAAAGCAUUCAAUGUUUCCCCAGACAAGGCCACAGUUAUAAUGCAUUUUCAAGAGAAGCCCAGAUUGACGAUGGAAGAGCUUAAAAACAGGUUUCCUGAUUUGUCUGAAAACAUAUUGAAAAAAUCCAUCACCUUCUGGAUCAAGCACGGCGUGGUGGAAGAAGCUGCACCAGGCACCUACAAUGUUGUUGAAAAUGAGAAGGAGAGAACCAAAGUUGCGAAAAAGAGCCAGGGAGCCUCGAUCAAUACAGCAAACGACAACGACAACAUCAUCGAUGCUGAGAACGAGAACGAAUCCGAGGUGUAUGAGGCUGCGAUGCAGAACUACUGGCCCUUUAUCAGCUACAUGCUCACGCUGCAUGGCUCGUUGCAGGCCGACAGAAUCCACUCCUUCUUGGGGUUGGUGGUGCCCAAGGAGAUGGGCUACUCCUACACCAAAGAGCAGUUGCGAACCUUUCUCGAGUGGUGUGUGAAGCAGAACACCCUCGAGCCAGUGCUUCCGAACUCGUUCCGGUUGAAGAAGAACGAGUGA